Messenger RNA from Cloeon dipterum, 1854 nucleotides. RefSeq names its product Pre-mRNA-splicing factor Slu7 (gene Slu7). Gene Ontology annotation, molecular function: pre-mRNA 3'-splice site binding. Gene Ontology annotation, biological process: mRNA splicing, via spliceosome. The transcript has 8 exons. Gene Ontology annotation, cellular component: spliceosomal complex. The record is from RefSeq and is a predicted model, not a curated record. The coding region runs from base 37 to 1788 and encodes 583 amino acids. NCBI's taxonomy places the organism in Eukaryota, Metazoa, Arthropoda, Insecta, Ephemeroptera, Baetidae.
UGAGUGAUCUGUGUUGUGUAUGUAGUGUAUACAAUCAUGGCUGCACCCUCAGUUACAGUUUCAGAAAUUUUAAAAAGUAAAACAGAAUUUGAUGAUGAACCGAAGAAAAAAUCGAGGGAGGAAUGGCGAAAAGCGAAAGAGUUGGAAGAAGCGCGAAAAGCUGGUACUGCUCCAGCUGCUGUGGAUGAAGAGGGUCGAGACAUCAACCCCCACAUUCCGCAAUACAUUUCCAGCGCUCCGUGGUACUACGGCUCCAAGGGACCGACUUUGAAGCAUCAGAGGCCACAGGAGGACAGAGAAAAACAGUUCUCCGGGCUUGGCGAGUGGUACAGAAGAGGCGUUGAUCAGAGCAAAGUUGUCACAAAGUUUAGGAAGGGUGCGUGUGAAAAUUGCGGCGCAAUGACCCACAAGAGGAAAGACUGCGUGGAAAGGCCUAGAAAGAUUGGCGCAAGAUACACGGGUAUGCAAAUCGCACCUGACGAAUUCGUUCAGCCAAACCUUGCGAUCGAUUACGACGGCAAAAGGGAUAGGUGGAACGGCUACGACCCCGCAGAACACAGGUCCAUUGUCGAGGAAUUCCAGAAGGUGGAGGACGCGAAACGCAAACUCAAAGCUGAAAAGCUGAAGGCGGACGGAGAGGAGGACAAGGAUGGUGACAGGAACGACGUCGAUGAUGACGACGACGACGUAGCAGACGAGGACAAGUACGCCGAUGACAUCGACAUGCCCGGCACCAAAGUAGACAGCAAGCAGCGUAUCACGGUGCGAAACUUGCGUAUCAGAGAAGACACUGCCAAGUACCUGAGAAAUCUGGACCCCAAUUCUGCAUACUACGAUCCCAAGACUCGCUCAAUGAGGGACAACCCGAACGCCAGUAACCCUGAGGAGGCUGAUGAGGGUGAAUUCACUGGUGAGAACGCUGUAAGAUUCUCGGGCGACACGCAGGGUCACGCACGGGCGCAGAUAUUUGCGUGGGAUGCCCACCACCGAGGAGUGGACGUGCACCUGUUGGCUGAGCCAACCAAGUUGGAGAUGCUGAAGAAGGAGUACGAGACCAAGAAAGAUUCGUACAAGUCUGAAGCGCAAAACUCGAUCCUGGCCAAAUACGGAGGCGAGGAGCACCUGAAGGCGCCGCCAAAGUCCCUCUUGCUCGCGCAGACGGAGACCUACAUUGAGUACUCGCGCUCUGGUCGUGUGGUUAAGGGCCAGGAGAAGCCAGUCGUUAGGUCCAGGUAUCAGGAGGACCAGCUGAUCAACAACCACACCACGGUGUGGGGCUCUUUCUGGAAGGACGGUGCUUGGGGCUUCAAGUGCUGUCAUUCGUUUGUUAAGAAUUCAUAUUGCGUUGGUGAAUCUGGCUGUAAAAACACGGAAACAGCAAUGCCACCGCCGGAACUGCCAGUCGCAGGAUCUAGCAAGGUGGAGGAGGACGAGGAGACAGUUGAAAAGAAGAGGAAACGUUCCGACAGCGGAAGUGAGUCUUCUGACUCAAGCGGUUCUUCCUCUGAUGACGUUGAUCUUGACGAGGAAGAGAAGAAGAAGCUGGAGAUGAAAAUCAGGAAGAAGUUGAAGAAGAAGCAAAAGAAGCUGCUGAGAAAGGCAAAGAAGCAAAAGGGAGAGAAGUCUAAAGAUGAUGAUGAUGAAAAUGAAGCUGAAGAAAAUGUCGAGUUGGAUGAGCGUAAGCGCAAAUAUAACAGCAUGUACGAGGUUAAGGCUCCAACUGAAGAGGAAAUGGAAAGUUAUUACAAAAACAGAAAGCAAUUCGACGAUCCCAUGCAGAACCUUUAGGUUUAACUGUCAUGUUUUAUAUAUAUUAUGUUUCAAUAAAUGCGUGAAAAUAUUAACUACUCGCCA